UUGAGUCUUGACGACCGGUUAAACAAAACUCUCUCUUAAGCCCAGUCGGAGUAUCAUCUGAUCAUCACGGUAGAGCUGAAAAAAUGAGAACAUUAAUGCUUACGACGGACAUGGCUCAGGUUUCAGCGGCAACAAGGAAAAACAACAGCUUCGAGCGCGCUUUGCAUCAUGUCCGAUAUUUUCGGAAAUUUGGACAACUUUCUAGAGAAUUUCGAUGACAACAAUCUAUCGUCAGUCAGUGGUUUGUCCGAUGCAGGGACCGGCGGCGUCGCGAACGAUACUCUAGAUAACGAUCAAACUAGCAAGCAAAACACAAGCUAUGGAACGAGGAGUAAUAGUACAAACAGAAGAAGCAAAGGAACCAGCAGAAAGCCUAUUCCAAAGAACAGAAGCAACAAUGUCAACAGCGCUGAAACUCCAAGUAUGGCUAGCAGUGUUGUUCCAUCGGCAGCAACACCGGCCCACAUUGACUUGACAUCGAACGUUAGUGUAGAAGAGGAAAUGCAAUUGAUCGCCAGUCUAUUUCACUCCAUAUUCAACUCUAAAAAUCCUUCCGUGAUGGAGUGCCUAAAGAACAGGGAUGCGUCGCUAAUAAAGCGAAGCUUUACCAUGCUUAGCAAUAGCUACAACCGAAAACCACCGGUAACAGCGAACGACGUGAGUAAGCUAAAGAAGAAAAUGUGUGCAGUGCGAAACAACCUAAGUGAGCUAGACAGAAGAAUCAAAUCUGUGAUACCAUCAGCGGCUGCAGUAAAUCAAGCCCCCCCUCGUCGCUCUAGUCGUCGAUCGAGAAAUGCCACUGCAGCGAACCAAGCACCGAUAGUGAUUUCAUUGGACUGUGACGACGAUGACACACCGAUCGCGUCCAGUGCCUAUCCCUAUAAUCGACCUGUUGCAAACCGUAGUACAGCGAACGACGCUGACACUAUAACCUUAGACUCGGACGAUGAGCUCUCGAACAGGGCGAAUAAUUCAUUCGAAACCGAAAACUAUGAAAUGCGCGUCAAAGUCAAAUGGGGCUUGGGCAUAGAGACGUUCGUGCAUCGAAGGUAUCAAAAGUUUGCCGACAUUAUCGGUCAGCUGGCGGCCAAGGAGUCGGCCGACAGUGCAUGCAUUUUCUUGAACCUGGACGACCGAAUCGUGUACCCGACCGAUACGCCCGAUUCGAUCAGCUACAAACCACAUCAGUUUAUAUCUGGCCGCAUAUUAAAGAGUAAAGCUCCAAUUCUUCCCAGUGCCGUUGCAUACUCGGCGGCGGGCAACAGCAGCAGCAUCACGCUGAAGGUGCAGAUGGCAACCCGGAAGCAACCGUUACGGUUGCAGAUGGAGAAAAGUCAAACCAUGUCCGUGCUGGCGAUCAAAUGUGCGGAAGAGCUGAAAUGUGCACCGAAAGACAUUCGGCUGUACUUUGACGGCGAGCUGGUGGAUAACGGUUGCAAACCAGAGGAUCUGGACCUGGAAGGGGACGAGAUCCUGGAUAUUCGUGUUGUACAGUAACGAUUUUACGAUACACUGUUUACGCUGUUUAAAUAUAAAAUGUUCAGUUUAGAUUUUUUUUUAAGCUAAUAGGCAUUUGUUCACUGUUAAUAAUAUAGGUGUUUGCAUAGAAAGUGACCGAGCUAAUUGAUUUUCUGAAGUAUUUAUCACAACAGUUGUAAAGUUUCUAGAACACGAAACGCGCAAAGGUGCUGGCGGUUGACAACGGUAGCCAUAUUGAAGCUAGAAGAAACUUCUAAACUUAUAACACCUAUCGCAAUCGACGAAGCUGAAUCUGUAUAUAACAUCACUGAGCCGUAGACUGAUCCUGCUUUGUCCAUAACUGACGAAAUCUCCUUAGCCGUGUUCAAGAAUAAAAUGCUUAAGGACAGUAAAAGAGUCCCUCCAUGAG
Messenger RNA from Anopheles stephensi (Asian malaria mosquito), 1888 nucleotides. RefSeq lists its product as uncharacterized. Gene Ontology annotation, molecular function: protein binding. Lineage: Eukaryota; Metazoa; Arthropoda; Insecta; Diptera; Culicidae. The transcript is spliced from 8 exons. The record is from RefSeq and is a predicted model, not a curated record. Gene Ontology annotation, biological process: cytokine production; positive regulation of transcription by RNA polymerase II. The coding region runs from base 169 to 1497 and encodes 442 amino acids.